Molecule: messenger RNA, 564 nt
Organism: Coregonus clupeaformis (lake whitefish)
Lineage: Eukaryota; Metazoa; Chordata; Actinopteri; Salmoniformes; Salmonidae
Product: caspase-14-like
Exons: 5
Coding region: 1-564 (187 amino acids)
Biological process (GO): proteolysis
Molecular function (GO): cysteine-type endopeptidase activity
Source: RefSeq, a predicted model, not a curated record
AUGGCUAACUCUCGAAUCCAGCAGGAGUUUGACAGAUAUAACUUGAAGGGACAACGCAGAGCAUUGAUGUUGUGUAUCAAGAAGGAUCACAUAGGUGCUGAUAGUAACCUCAAAAUAAUGAAGCAGCUUUUCACGGAUUAUGGUUUCCUGUAUGAAAUUGAGAUUGACAAAACUGCAAAGGAAAUGAAGAAGGCAGUCUCUGACUUCAGAGACGCCAUCAACAGAAGCACAGAAGACAUCAGCUGUGUUUUUGUAGUGACCACCUCCCACGGAACCCGUGAUGUCAUCACAGGUGUAGAUAACAAAAGCCUGUCAGUGAAAGAUAUAAUUCAGCCAUUUGGAGAUGAGCUGUGCCCCAAGAUGAAGGGGAAGCCCAAGGUCUUCAUCAUAAAUGCCUGUAGAGGGAAGCGGGAUGAUUCUGGAGUGCCUGUUGACACUGCUGCUGACAAGGACACACAAACAUACAGGUCCAGUCGAGUAGCACCAUGUAUUGAUGAUAUGCUGGUUGCAUAUUCAGCUAUGACCGGCCAACGCAGAGAUGGUGAAGAGAAACGCUCCAAGUAG